This is a messenger RNA of Kazachstania africana CBS 2517, 2160 nucleotides long. It is a transcript of the gene RQC1, whose product is annotated as Rqc1p. The coding region runs from base 1 to 2160 and encodes 719 amino acids. Gene Ontology annotation, biological process: ribosome-associated ubiquitin-dependent protein catabolic process; rescue of stalled cytosolic ribosome. Gene Ontology annotation, cellular component: RQC complex. The record is from RefSeq and is a predicted model, not a curated record. Lineage: Eukaryota; Fungi; Ascomycota; Saccharomycetes; Saccharomycetales; Saccharomycetaceae. The transcript has a single exon.
AUGAGUUCUAGAGCAAUCAGGAAGUUGCAAAAUGAUGAGGAAUUAUUAGCAUCUCUUCUAGCGUCCAAUAAGGCGCCUUCUAGAAACGAAAAGACACAACAACAGUCGAAGCAAGUCAAUUUAUUUGCUUUAAUGGAUGAUGACGAAAGCUCUUAUGAAAGCGAAGAUGCAGUUGAAGUACCAGCAUCAGAAGGAAUGAAAUCUCAUGAGAAAGUUGUUGCUUCAAGUGCUAACGACGAAGGGGAAGUUAGAAAGGUAGUUUUGCAAACCAAAUCUCAAAAGAGGAGGAACAAAAAGAACAAGAAGAAAAAGGGAAAAAACUCAUGCGUCCCAAAAAAUAACGACGAAGAUACUUUUAAUGAUGAUGAUCUAGAUAAACUGUUACAGCACUUUCAAAAACGAGAUAUUAAGGAUUUUGGUCUAAAUGUGACAAAUGUUAACCACAGUGAUGAGUUCUUCACGGCUUCCGAAUCCGACAAUGGCUCAGAUGAUGAAAUCUCAAGUACUGAUAUCAUCGAAAAUGACUUACUUGACGAUACAUAUUUCUCUAAAUUCCCUAUUCAUACUAUCAAAUAUGCCAAAAGAUUUUUCAACACGGAUUUCAAAAAAUUAGACCCUCAUCAGGAAUUCAAACUAUUAUUUGAUGAUAUUUCUGCAGAAUCUCUGGAAGACAUCGACUCAAUGUCAUCUACUUCUAUUUCGCCUCAGCAGUUGAAGCAAAUUCAAAAAAUGAAAAGAUUAGUAAGGAAUUGGGGCGGUAAGGACCACAGAAAUGUACCUAACGGCCCUGGUGGUAGUGUCCAUCGUCUUCAAUUCACUAAGGUAAGGGACGAUUGGCUUCCAACACCAAGAGGCGAAUUAAAUAUGAGACUUUUGACAAGUGACGAGUUAAUGGAUUGGCAGCUAUGGCAGCGUCCACUUGAUUGGAAAGAUGUCAUUGAACAAGACUUGAAAAGCUGGCAGAAGUAUGUCACCUUCUAUAAAUUUGAGCCACUAAAUCCAGAUUCAAAUAAAGCAGCAAUGACAGAAUUCUAUAUGAGCGUCAUAUUACAUCCAGAUCAUGAAGCAUUGAUUAGUUUGAUUGCCUCUAAAUUCCCAUACCAUGUACCAGGUCUUCUUCAGGUUGCACUCAUAACAAUAAGACAAGGAGAUAAAUCAAAUACUAACGGAUUAUUACAAAGAGCCCUUUUUGUUUUUGAUCGUGCCUUGAAAUCAAACGUGAAAUUUGAUGGGACUUCGUUUCAAUUACCAUAUAUCUACUUCUUUAACAGACAGUUUUACUUAACAAUUUUCAGAUAUAUCCUUUCAUUAGCUCAAAGAGGUGCCUUUGCUACUGCAGGUGAGUGGUGCAAGGUAUUAUGGUCAUUAAGUCCCUUGGAAGAUCCAUUAGGAUGUAGGUAUUUCUUAGAUCAUUAUUUGUUAUUAAACUCUGAAUACCGAUACAUUAUAGAUCUGUCAAAAUCUUCCCUAGCUAACACUUAUAGACAAUGGUACACACUGGGAUUAGCGCUGGGUACUGUAUUAAGUUACUUAAAGAUUGAGGAGACUGAAUUAGCCAAAUUAGAAUUAAUGAAAUGUUUUAAGCACCACCCGUUAGCCAUAGCUAUGCUAUUUAUCGACAAAUUAGCAGGAGACAGAUGUCUUGUGGGAGGUUUGGAUAUUUCUGCUAGUCCCGCAGAACAAAUCGAAUGUAAAGCAUACCUUGCAAGAUUUUCUUUAUUAUGGAAGGGCCACGAAGAGAUCAAGUUCUUAUAUGACGAGAUAAGUAAAAUCUUGAGUGAUUACCAAAAUAACAAAAUUGAACUAUCGUUCUUAAUGGGUUCUGUAGAUGAGGAAUCUGAACACCCAUUUUUUAUUAAAGGUAUUCCUGUGAAUUUACUAAGAUUUGUUGUCCUUUCAGAGGAAUCAUCAGUAAUGGCAAGUAUUCCCUCAUAUGUUUGGUCGGAUUACGAAGUAUUUGAGUUUGAUGUACUCCCACCACUUGCAAGAGAUAGAGAAUCAUUGGAAGUUAUAGAGACCGUUAAGAGCUUCGUGAAUGACAGGGAUCUUGCUACUAAUCAAGCAGUGAGGAUGCAAGAUGACCAGCUUUUAGCACAAAUAAGGCAGCUAUCAUUGGACCAAUAUCUACAAGAAAACCCAAAUGCCGCUCCUGAAAUUUGA